Molecule: messenger RNA, 2322 nt
Organism: Fusarium pseudograminearum CS3096
Lineage: Eukaryota; Fungi; Ascomycota; Sordariomycetes; Hypocreales; Nectriaceae
Exons: 2
Coding region: 1-2322 (773 amino acids)
Biological process (GO): dephosphorylation
Molecular function (GO): phosphatase activity
Source: RefSeq, a predicted model, not a curated record
AUGGAGGCCCGAAAGAUUGUCGAGAGUGUUCAGGGUAUCUACGGCGGCCAGACUACCCAUGGCACUUUGCGACUGACCGACUUCCAUUUGGUGUUCUGCGCACCCGUUGAUCAGUCCGGAAAUCCGCCAGAUCCUUCGCAGAAACCAAAAGUUCGAGAAAGAUGGAUUCCGUUCCCGAUGCUAUGCCACUGCGUAUUCCGACCAGUCCCGCCUGGGUCACGUCAAGCUCCGUCGAUUCGAUUACGAUGCCGUGACUUCACGUUCGUUACGUUCAACUUCACUGACAGUGAAAUCGCCCGCGACGCAUUCGAUUUCAUCAAAUCUCGGACCUGCAAGCUUGGAACAGUCGAAAAGCUUUACGCAUUCAAUCACAAGCCGCUGAAGCACGAGCGAGAAGUUGGAGGCUGGUCAUUCUACGAUCCAAAAGCAGAAUUUAGGCGACAGGGAAUUAGUGAGAAGCUGCCUGACAGAGGCUGGAGGAUCACGCACAUUAAUAAGGACUACACCUUUUGCGACACAUAUCCUGCAUUCUUGGUCGUUCCAACCAAAAUUUCAGACAACGUUCUUAAAUAUGCAAAGGAUUUCCGCUCGAGAAACCGUGUCCCAGCGCUGUCGUACAUUCAUCCUAUCAACAACUGCACCAUCACUCGAAGCUCCCAACCUCUCUCUGGAAUAACACGAAAAACGAAUGUACAAGACGAAAAACUAGUAGCAGCAUCUUUCAACGCUCUCUUUCCGCCUGGGUCCGAAGACACCACUCCCUUGUCGAGUCAAGCCGACGUGUCUCUUGUGAGCUCAACAACAGAGCCAGAACUCUCCGAGACAGAACGGUACGAAGAUGAACUGAUUUCCAAAUCUUCUGCAGUGUACGAUGCCUCUGGUAAGCGUCAGGUAUAUGGUGCCCAGCAGAGUAAUUUGAUUGUGGACGCGCGUCCAACUAUAAACGCCAUGGUGAAUCAAGUUCAGGGGAUGGGCUCGGAAAAUAUGGACAAGUACAAGUUUGCGCGAAAGAUAUUCCUUAGUAUUGAGAAUAUUCACGUCAUGCGAAGCUCUCUCAACAAGGUCGUCGACGCUCUCAAAGACGCUGAUAUUUCGCCUCUGCCACCAAACCGAGAGCUGCUCCACCAAAGCGGUUGGCUACGACAUAUUCACAAUGUUCUGGAUGGAUCGGCCAUUAUUGCUAGGCAGAUUGGCAUCAACCACUCCCACGUUCUCAUACACUGUUCUGAUGGAUGGGAUCGCACAAGUCAGCUCAGUGCAUUGGCUCAAAUUAUGCUGGACCCUUACUACCGUACCAUAGAUGGAUUCAUUGUUCUCAUUGAGAAGGAUUGGCUCUCUUUUGGGCACAUGUUCAGACUACGUUCUGGGCAUCUGAACCACGAAGACUGGUUUAAUGUGCAAAAGGAUGCUUUUGCAGGUUCAAAAGUGCAGCCCGGAGAGAACGAUGGCCGAAACGAUGCUUUCCAGAAUGUUCUGAGUGGCGCAAAGCGCUUCUUCAAUCAAAACAAAGACGAUCCAGACCUAGCUACAGUUGUCGAAACAGCCCCCGGAAAGGUUGUUGACGACGAGGCAACAUCUCCGAAAAUGAUCAGCCCUGUUUUCCACCAGUUUCUCGACUGCACUUAUCAGCUUCUGCGCCAAAACAACAAUCGUUUUCAAUUCAACGAAAGGUUUCUGCGCCGUCUUCUAUAUCACUUGUAUUCUUGCCAAUACGGUACUUUCCUUUUCAACUCCGAGAAGCAAAGAAUGGACGCCAGAGCUACAGAGCGCACGUCAUCAGUUUGGGACUACUUCCUCUGUCGACGGGCCGAAUUUACAAACCCGGAUUUCGAUGCCAGUAUCGACGACCAUGUAAAGGGGCAGGAGCGAAUUCUUCUACCGCGGCUUAAAGAGAUUAGAUGGUGGCACCAGGCAUUUGGAAGGACUGAGGAUGAGAUGAAUGGCGGUCUCAAUGCUGCAGCGGCAGCCGAGUCAGAUCGCCAAACCGCCAUAUCGAAUCUUCAGUAUCCCAGUGUCAUCCAAGCCGAUGCUGAUCCUAGAUCGUCAACCUCAAGUUCCAAAUCAGGACCUCCAUCAGUUCUCGCUGGAGUUGAGACAGCACACGAGACACUGACGCCAGAGACACGGCAUGCGCCGAUCGAACGAAGCGCAUCUGCUGAGCCUAACGGCACCACGUUUGCCGCUAUCCGGGAUGGCAUCGCAGGCCUCAACCUAGGCAAAGGGAUGCUUGGGCAACUUACUAGCACUGGCGAGUCUGCCUCGUCUUCAAAUCCUGCUCCUGCACCCACCCGUAGCGAUCAGGAGCUAAGUGAGAUGGCAUAG